This is a messenger RNA of Aspergillus steynii IBT 23096, 2016 nucleotides long. RefSeq names its product putative pH signal transduction protein PalI. Gene Ontology annotation, cellular component: plasma membrane; cell division site; growing cell tip. The coding region runs from base 1 to 2016 and encodes 671 amino acids. The record is from RefSeq and is a predicted model, not a curated record. The transcript is spliced from 3 exons. NCBI's taxonomy places the organism in Eukaryota, Fungi, Ascomycota, Eurotiomycetes, Eurotiales, Aspergillaceae.
AUGUUGCUUAAACCCGCGACCCCCCUUACAAUUCUGCUCCUAAUCGCUUUUGUUCUGCUCGUUCUGUCGGUCAUCUCCACGCCUAUCGUCAAAGGAAUUCCCUUGGCAACCUUCGAAAAUGUCGACUACGGAGUCUUUGGUUAUUGCAAGAAAGACCAAUGUACCGAUAUCCAUGUUGGCUACAACAACGAUGACCUCAGCAGCGCCGGCACCGAUGACGACUAUUACCUCCCGUCGAGUACGCGCCGAUCGCUUUCUUCGAUCCUGAUCGUGCACCCAGUCGCCGCCCUUCUCACGCUUAUCUGCCUCUGCAUGGCUGUGGCAGCUCACUUCCACAGCCCGUCCCACUCGCCGCGAUACCUUCUUGCGCUCUUGAUCCUUCUGCUCCCGACCCUUCUUGUCACCCUGCUCGCUUUUCUGGUGGAUAUACUGCUUUUUGUUCCGCAUCUCGGAUGGGGCGGUUGGAUUGUGCUCGGUGCGACCAUCAUUCUCGUCACCUGUGGGGUCGUCACAUGCGCAAUGCGCCGGACCCUUGUUAGCCGUAAAGCACGGAAGAAGCGUAUCGCGGAGAAUGCUGAGAUGAGCGGCGAGAACUUCUACAAUCGCCAAAAUGCGACGGCCCCGAAUCCCGCCAUGAACCCGCCUCCCCCGCCUCUUAGUGAAGAGACAAAGGAACCCUUCGUCACCGGAUCUCCUCCGGGCUCGGAAACAGGCCCGACAUUUGCGACUUUCCGCACCACUACGCGCGAAAGCGACGACGAUCGCACGCCUCUCAAUUCGCGAACACCUCUUAGCGAUGCUCCCAUGCCACCAGACAACCUCCCGUCUGCUCCGACUCCAGCUCCGAUGCCAGCUCCGAUGCGGGAUGAUCGAGCUGCUUACAACGUCCCACGCGAUGAAUACGGAAACCCGCUUCCCCCAGCUGGCCCCGGACCGAGAAUGCGACCCCCUCCGAACGAUCCACGCUUGCGCAACCAAUAUUCAGACGGUAGCAUGGGCUCACGAAGAGGCGCACCUCCCCCGGGUGUAGGCCCACGUGGUCGAGGCGGCUACCCUCCUCGGGGAGGAUACGGUCGCGGUGGACCUUAUGGAGGACCCCGAGGACCCCCGCCGAAUGGCAGAGGCGGCCCGAUGGGCCCGAUGCGAGGUGCUCCCCCUGGCAUGAUGGGUCGUGGAGGAUGGCGUGGCCCACCGCAAUUUGUCUACGGUCCUGGUCCUGGUCCUGGUCCACGAGGAAUGCCCGCGCCUGAAGAGGAUGAGUACGAGUACGGAGGUCAUUCUCCUGGAGGUUCCAUGCGUCGCCCAUCCCCCGGACCGAUUGGGAUGGCCAUGUCGCCGGACUCGGGAGCACCCAUUGGCCAGGCCAUCGAAAUGACACCACAGCCGAGACGACUGGGAUCUGCAGACCCGGAGCAUCAGGAGGCAGUGCUUGACUCGCAGCAACCACAUGCUUUGUCUGCUGAUGGGUAUCCAGAGCCAGUUAGCCCCUCCAGCCUUUAUAGUCGAACAGCAUCAUACAUUCCGGCGCGCAACGGCUGGGGUGCCCCGGAGCCACGCACCGGGCCCUCCCCUUCACCCGUCCAUGCCUACGGAGCAGCUCGACGGCCAUCACCACACAUUCGAUCCGGAUCAGCCGAUUACUUUGAAGACGCCGAUCCUCGUUUUGCUAAUCGUAAUGAGUCUGCAGUGGGCAACCGUGGGUUGCCCACUGCUCUGACACCGGGUAAUACUGGUGAGCCGAAACCAACUGAGGAGGAAAUGGUUGAAGGCCCUAGCUCACCUACUACUAGCGAUAUAAGCCAUUUCACGUCCAUUUCUGAGCGACCUAUCAACCCACGCUGGCGUCCGCCACCACUCCCUGCGCAGCAAAAGCAAAACGUUCUGCUCGAGAACAACCCCGACUUUGAUCUGCGGGCUGGCAUGGGACGGGGCGGUGGUGGAGUUGCGGGUGGCGUUGGAGGUCGCAUGCCAUUGAUGCCGAUCCCUCGAGAGACUACGAGAUACCCUAUGCCCUGA